Messenger RNA from Ochotona princeps (American pika), 2136 nucleotides. It is a transcript of the gene CDC16, whose product is annotated as cell division cycle 16. Gene Ontology annotation, biological process: cell division. The transcript is spliced from 18 exons. The coding region runs from base 55 to 1917 and encodes 620 amino acids. NCBI's taxonomy places the organism in Eukaryota, Metazoa, Chordata, Mammalia, Lagomorpha, Ochotonidae. The record is from RefSeq and is a predicted model, not a curated record. Gene Ontology annotation, molecular function: protein binding.
CGGGGCGGCGGCGGGGCGCGGGGCGGCGGAGGGGGAGGUGCCCCGACUCCCGCCAUGAACCUCGAGAGGCUGCGAAAGCGCGUCCGGCAGUACCUGGACCAGCAACAGUAUCAGAGUGCUCUGUUUUGGGCGGAUAAAGUAGCUUCCCUCUCUCAUGAGGAGCCCCAGGACGUGUAUUGGCUGGCUCAGUGCCUCUACCUGACCGCGCAGUAUCACAGGGCAGCCCAUGCACUCCGGUCCCGGAAACUGGACAAACUCUAUGAAGCAUGCCGUUACCUCGCAGCUAGAUGCCAUUAUGCUGCGAAGGAGUACCAGCAGGCACUGGACAUUCUUGACAUGGAGGAGCCGAUAAAUAAAAGAUUAUUUGAAAAAUACUUGAAGGAUGAAAGUGGCUUGAAAGACUCCUCCAGUGACUGGGAGAUGUCACCUUCCUCGAUAAAGAGCUCCAUCUGUCUGUUACGUGGGAAGAUCUAUGAUGCCCUGGAUAACCGAACCCUGGCCACCUACAGCUACAAGGAAGCUCUGAAGCUCGACGUGUACUGCUUUGAAGCAUUUGAUCUCUUGACAUCACACCACAUGUUAACAGCUCAGGAAGAAAAAGAACUUCUUGACUCACUACCUCUUAACAAGCUUUGUACCGAAGAACAGGAACUGUUACGUUUUCUGUUUGAGAAUAAAUUGAAAAAGUAUAAUAAACCUGGUGAAACUAUCGUUCCGGAAUCUGUAGGCGGCCUGCAGGAAAACCUGGAUGUGGUGGUGUCUUUAGCUGAGCGGCAUUAUUACAACUGUGAUUUUAAAAUGUGCUAUAAGCUCACUUCUGUAGUAAUGGAAAAAGACCCUUUCCAUGCCAAUUGUCUGCCUGUACACAUAGGGACACUUGUGGAGCUGAAUAAGGCAAACGAGCUUUUCUAUCUUUCUCAUAAGCUGGUGGAUUUAUAUCCUGGUAAUCCUGUAUCUUGGUUUGCGGUGGGAUGUUAUUACCUCAUGGUUGGUCAUAAAAAUGAACAUGCCAGAAGAUAUCUCAGCAAAGCCACGACGCUAGAGAAGACCUACGGGCCUGCGUGGAUCGCUUACGGGCACUCGUUUGCUGUGGAGAGCGAGCACGACCAGGCGAUGGCCGCCUACUUCACGGCAGCACAGCUUAUGAAAGGGUGUCAUUUGCCAAUGCUGUAUAUCGGACUAGAAUAUGGUUUGACCAAUAACUCAAAACUGGCUGAAAGGUUCUUUGGUCAAGCCCUGAGCAUCGCUCCAGAAGACCCCUUUGUUAUGCACGAGGUUGGAGUGGUUGCAUUUCAGAACGGAGAGUGGAAAACAGCAGAAAAAUGGUUUCUUGAUGCUUUGGAAAAAAUUAAAGCAAUUGGGAAUGAGGUCACAGUUGACAAAUGGGAACCUUUGCUGAACAACUUGGGUCAUGUCUGCAGGAAACUGAAGAAGUACGCAGAAGCUCUGGAUUACCACCGGCAGGCCUUGGUGCUGAUCCCUCAGAAUGCCUCCACUUACUCCGCCAUCGGAUACAUCCACAGUCUGAUGGGCAACUUUGAAAAUGCUGUGGACUAUUUCCACACGGCUCUCGGUCUUAGGCGAGAUGACACAUUUUCUGUUACUAUGCUUGGUCAUUGCAUUGAGAUGUACAUUGGUGACUCUGAAGCUUAUAUCGGAGCAGACAUUAAAGACAAACUAAAAUGUUACGACUUUGAUGUGCAUACACUGAAGACACUAAAAAACAUUAUUUCACCUCCAUGGGAUUUCCGGGAAUUUGAAGUAGAAAAGCAGGCUGCAGAAGACACGGGGCUUGCUCCACCGGAUUCCUCAAGAAAGACUCCAGAUUCCAGGCCUUCCUUGGAAGAGACCUUUGAGAUUGAGAUGAAUGAGAGUGACAUGAUGUUGGAGACAUCCAUGUCAGACCACAGUGCGUGACUGUGGCCGUGGUCCUGUACUUGAGUGUGUUAGCAUAGGUCAGUAACCCUCCUGUCCUCGCCGAGUCCCACACGGCCCACCUCCUCACACCAGCCCACUUUGCCUCUCCGUUCAGGGCCAGAGGCCUGUCUGGAGACUGGAGAGCAGCUCUGCCGUCGAAGCUUUCUGACGCUGAACCUACACAGUAGUUGUAUGUAUGUAGUGGGAUAAAGAAGGUAA